CCGGCCAAACGUAAACAAACAAGCAGGCGGCGGCGGCUUGAGUGCUGGAUGGUGUGUUUUAGUAUUAUUAUAGUGAGGAAAGAUAAAUAGAGCAACGCCACUGGAAAGGAAAGUGCGUCAAUAAGCGGAGGAGAGGAUCAAGAGGAGGGGGAGAAGCGAUACAGGUCCAAAGAGAAAGGAGAAGGGUGCAUUCGCUCCCAUAAGCUACAGCACCUGGACGUACGUGACAACAGCAGAAACAAACAGACGCAUACACAAUGGAGCCCAACGACAGCAACAUCAGGAUCCCGGCGGUGCUCAUGCCGUCAUACAACAGGCUGAUUGCAACCGAGGAAGGCAAGAAUGUGAUGAAACGGAUCAGAGUUGAGUGCGGCGUGUGCAAGGCAACACGCUUCUACUCCAUCCAGUGGGGCAUUACACGCAUUGCUGGUGUUGUGGCCUGCGAGGGCUGCCGACAGUUCUACCAGCGGUUCAAGAGGGAGCCGAGGAAAGAGCACUGUGACAAGGGCUGCAAGUGCUUUCUUCAGGAGGAGUUCCCCCGGAAGUGCAAGGCAUGCGGCAUCGCACAGAUCCUGACCUGCUGCCCAGUGUCUACCUCCUUAUUCAACAGCCUGAUCACCUACCUGCCAACGGAGCUCAAGAAACGAAUGCCGAACAAGCCCAUAGCUGCCUCCGAGGUGCCAGAGAAUCGCCGCGGGGGCCUGGGGCUGGAGGUCUACAAGGGUGACACUUGGGAGGAUGUGACAGAUAAGGACGAGGUAAAGGCGCUCUCCGCAUGGAAUGAUGAAACGGAAGGUGAUGACGCGAACCAAGACGAUGGCGACAUGGAGUUUGAGGAGAUGGUGGUGGACGAGCCAGGCCUGGGAGAGGUGCCGCCCCCUGAGGAACGACUGCCUUCACCAUUGCCGCCCCCGCCGCCCCGCGUCGGCCGCCCCAAGAAAAACAAACCCAAAGCCUUGCUUGACCCAGACCAACGGACAUCUCAGCGGUCCAGCAGAGGAACAUCGUUGGUGAUGGCAUCGCUCCUGGAGGGUCUGAAGGUCAACAAUGAGUUCAUGGAAAACUUCAAUCCCAAGACGAGUGAGCGGAUGAGGCGGAAAAAGAAGAAAGUCCAGUACUUCAACAGCAACACCAGGGGGCGCAGUUCACAAGCAUCAGCCUUCCAUGGUCCUGACGGGUCCCUGCUGGCCUCGGGGAAGGACCUUUGUGACUGCCUCAUCAGCACCUGUCCCGGCUGCCACUUCCCCUGCAGCAAGUGUGGCUCAGGGAAGUGUGGCAAGGAGUGCAGAAUCAACCGCAAAUGGUACUAUGACAAGGUGGAGGUGGAAGGCUCGACGCUGUCCUGGAACAACGAGUAUGUGAAGAAAAUGUAGAAAAAAUAAUGUUCUUGGAAAAUACAAAGAAGUAGAACACAAAAGUCAAGAAAAAUGCUUCUGUAAAAUGGAGCUAAAGGAGUUCUAGAGAGAAAGGUUAGGGGAAUGCAAAGGGGAGUGGAGAAGAAAAGCCUGGAUACAAUAUUGAGAAAAUGGAAAUGAAUACGUAUCAUAGAAAAAACUGUGCUAGAUAUAAGCUAAUGGUAAUCUCUCCCUAUCUCUCUCUCUUUUGUGAUGUGUCCAGACUCAUGUUUUUUGUCUGUUAUCAAUAAAAAUUGAUGUCCCAU
Eriocheir sinensis (Chinese mitten crab) is the source of this 1660-nucleotide messenger RNA. RefSeq lists its product as uncharacterized. Gene Ontology annotation, cellular component: intracellular membrane-bounded organelle. Gene Ontology annotation, molecular function: zinc ion binding; sequence-specific DNA binding; DNA-binding transcription factor activity. The record is from RefSeq and is a predicted model, not a curated record. The coding region runs from base 258 to 1373 and encodes 371 amino acids. Lineage: Eukaryota; Metazoa; Arthropoda; Malacostraca; Decapoda; Varunidae. The transcript has 10 exons. Gene Ontology annotation, biological process: regulation of DNA-templated transcription.